Messenger RNA from Talaromyces proteolyticus, 849 nucleotides. RefSeq lists its product as uncharacterized. The record is from RefSeq and is a predicted model, not a curated record. The coding region runs from base 1 to 849 and encodes 282 amino acids. NCBI's taxonomy places the organism in Eukaryota, Fungi, Ascomycota, Eurotiomycetes, Eurotiales, Trichocomaceae. The transcript is spliced from 2 exons.
AUGAUGGUGCACUCGAAUCCCAUCCAGACGCAGACCCUCACGACAGGCAAGCAUGCAUAUUCCAUGUCGACGAGGGUGUCGAUUCGAUGGCCGCCAGAAGACGCGUACGAGAACACCGACACUACUGUUCUCAGCGUCAAUAACUUCUUCGUGGAUUUGCGGGUCGAAAAGGACACGAAGAAGCUGGACUGGGCGAUCGCAGGGGUGCGCGUCGUCGAUCAAACCGACUCCAGACGAGUUACAUUCCUCCACACUAUCAAUUCGCGCAACACCUUUCAACACGUCGACACGGGUCUCUUCACGCCCAUGGACAAUGGGGACGAGCUGGAGACCGGCACCAUGCUGCGACCCUCUGAUCCGGCUGGCCCAUUUCCGCGACAAUACGAAGAAGUCUGGCGACAGCGAAAGCCCAUUGCCACUCCCGGGCCGAAUAUCGCCUAUGUGCUGGAAAGCGCAGGCUCUCACGUCUCGGUGAUACAGAACAUGGAUGGUGCCGGAACAGAGGAGAGCAAGGAGGUCGAAACGUUUCUAGCCAGAAUAGGCGGUACAUAUAUAGCUGUGCGGCAACCGACACGCAUUGUGCAGACACCGAAAAAUACGGGAUACACCUUCCAAAAAUUUGGCGAUACCGAAGGCGUCAGUGUACGACAUGAAGAGUAUGCCGGCAAGCGAGGCUGGGUCGAGAAGUAUUCCACAGGGCCAGAGAGCAAAGACCUGCCCAGUAUGGUGAGAGGGAAAAAUGAUUUCACGGCUGCUCAGGAGGGGAAAAACAACUGGCGGAAACCCGGCCAAAGGGUGUUUGUCCGAGGUGAAGAAUAUGUCGUCCGAGGGUUUACCGACAUGUCUUGA